Molecule: messenger RNA, 1477 nt
Organism: Teleopsis dalmanni
Lineage: Eukaryota; Metazoa; Arthropoda; Insecta; Diptera; Diopsidae
Gene: Arr1
Product: phosrestin-2
Exons: 4
Coding region: 318-1406 (362 amino acids)
Biological process (GO): G protein-coupled receptor internalization; signal transduction
Cellular component (GO): cytoplasm
Molecular function (GO): G protein-coupled receptor binding
Source: RefSeq, a predicted model, not a curated record
CUGGCUUAAAGUGUGGGAAAACGCGUUACGGUUGAGACACCCAUGCGACACCGAAAACCUCAGUGAAGAAACGAAUCGUUCGAAGUGUGCAAAAUAUUUACAUUUUUAAAUAAAAAGUAAUAUUUAAAAAAAUAUUAAAUUUUUAAUAAGAGUGUAGAAGAAGAAACAAUCAAUUUCUAAAGUGAAAGUGAUUUUAUCUUAAAAACUGAGAGAAUUAAAAAUUACAUACGAAUUUAAUUUUAUUUAUUAAACUAAUAUAAAAAAAAAAUUACAACUAUAAUUUUUGAAAAGAAGAGUUAGAAAAAGAAAGCAUCAAAAUGGUUGUCAACUUUAAGGUCUUCAAGAAAUCAUCACCCAAUAACAUGGUUACCCUGUACAUGAACAGGCGAGAAUUUGUGGACUCUGUAACAGUCGUAGAGCCAAUAGAUGGCAUCAUUGUGCUCGAUGAUGAGUAUGUACGUCAAAAUCGCAGGAUUUUCGUUCAGCUGGUUUGCAAUUUCCGUUAUGGACGUGAGGAUGAUGAAAUGAUUGGCUUACGUUUUCAGAAGGAAUUGACUUUGGUGUCGCAGCAAGUACAUCCACAAGAAAAGGUGGAUAUACAAAUGACUAAAAUGCAAGAACGUUUGCUUAAGAAGCUGGGUUCCAAUGCAUUCCCAUUUGUUAUGGAAAUGCCACCAAGCUCACCAGCUUCGGUUGUAUUACAGCAAAAAGCUGCUGAUGACACUCAACCUUGCGGCGUACAAUAUUUUGUCAAGGUCUUUGCCGGUGAAAACGAUUGCGAUCGUUCCCAUCGUCGUAGCACUGUCAAUUUGGCUAUACGCAAGGUGCAAUAUGCACCUACCAAGCAGGGCAUACAACCUUGCACAGUGGUACGUAAAGAUUUCCUAUUGUCACCUGGUGAGCUUGAACUGGAAGUUACUUUGGAUAAGCAAUUGUAUCAUCAUGGCGAGAAGAUUGCUGUUAAUAUUUGCGUACGUAAUAAUUCGAAUAAGGUUGUCAAGAAAAUCAAGGCUAUGGUGCAACAAGGUGUCGAUGUAGUGCUUUUCCAAAAUGGGCAAUUCCGUAAUAUGAUUGCUUUCUCGGAGACUAGUGAGGGUUGCCCAUUGAAUCCGGGCUCCAGCUUGCAGAAAGUCAUGUACUUGGUGCCAAAUUUGGCAGCCAAUUGUGACCGUGCAGGUAUUGCUGUUGAGGGCGAUCUUAAGCGCAAAGAAACUUCAUUGGCUUCAACUACACUUGUCGCUAGUCCAGAUGCUCGUGAUGCCUUUGGAAUUAUUGUUUCUUAUGCUGUAAAGGUCAAAUUAUUUUUGGGCGCUUUGGGUGGCGAACUAUGUGCUGAGUUGCCGUUUAUUUUAAUGCAUCCCAAGCCAAGCCGCAAGGCUCAGGAAGCCGAAGGGGAUGAAGCCUAAACUACUAACUUUGACAUUUGCAUUACAUUUUCUGAAAUCGAAGCUUUUGCUGAUGUUGCUGAUGCCUUAAA